AUGUCACCACCCACUACGACCCCAAUGACCUUCUACGACAUCGCCCUCGCACCCCCAGUUACAAAAAAUGCCUGCUCCCCAAAUCCCUGGAAAAGCCGCUUCGCCCUGAACUUCAAAAACAUCCCCUACAAAACAACCUGGGUACCCCUACUUGAUGUCAGCUCCGUCCGUGCCCCUCUCAACAUCCCCGCCUCGCGCAAAUUCGCCGACGGUUCCCCUUACUACACCCUCCCUGUUCUCUCCGACCCUGCAACUGGACGCAUAGUGGGAGACUCCUUUGAAAUCGCGACAUACCUGCAAGAACAAUAUCCGUCAUCGGGGGCGGGGGACUUGUUCCCAGUGCAGGAGCUGGACUUCAAGUUUGCGCACGAGUUGGGAAAUUACCCGCCAAUUGCGGAGGCGCAGGGAGCGGAGGGGUCUACUGCCGCGUAUGCAAAGUUUAAUACUAAUGUCGAUGCUUUGUUCAGUGCGAAUGCGCGCGUGGUGGCGCAUGGUUUCCCAUUUGACCCUGCUGUUGCGGAGGAGUGCAAGGCGAUGUUUUCGAAGAGAGUGGGAGUUCCGUGGGAGGUAUUGGCGGUUGGUGCGGAUGAGAGGGGGGAGUUAUUGGGGGCUUUUGAGGAGGCCCUAGGUGGGCUUGCGAAGUUGUAUACGACUGAUUCGAGUGGGCCAUUUUUGUUGGGGAGUAGGGCGAGUUAUGCGGAUUUCAUUGUUGGAGGGUGGUUGCGUAUGAGUCGAGGCAUGUUGCCGGAAGAGGAGUGGGAAGCGCUGAAGAGGUGGCAUAGCGGUGUAUUUGGAAGGUUAGAUGAGGCGCUGGAGGUGUUUUCACAGAUGGACUAG
Molecule: messenger RNA, 837 nt
Organism: Penicillium hordei
Lineage: Eukaryota; Fungi; Ascomycota; Eurotiomycetes; Eurotiales; Aspergillaceae
Product: glutathione S-transferase family protein
Exons: 1
Coding region: 1-837 (278 amino acids)
Source: RefSeq, a predicted model, not a curated record